Messenger RNA from Sphaeroforma arctica JP610, 4271 nucleotides. RefSeq lists its product as hypothetical. Gene Ontology annotation, molecular function: DNA binding; hydrolase activity; 3'-5' DNA helicase activity. Lineage: Eukaryota; Ichthyosporea; Ichthyophonida. Gene Ontology annotation, biological process: recombinational repair. The annotation marks the transcript as partial. The record is from RefSeq and is a predicted model, not a curated record. Gene Ontology annotation, cellular component: nucleus. The transcript has 28 exons.
GCUAUCCCCCCAAGCGCACCAUUUAACCCCAUCGAUCUGACUGCCGACUCGGACGACGAUGAAAGGCGUGAGGAAGCUUGUGCACUCUCGACCGCCCCUCUGGCUACAAAACGCCCGUCUAGGUCGCUGGGCCUUGCUAAGCCAAGCAAAUUCAAACGGCGGAGAAACGGCUCCAUCACCUCCUACUUCAAUGUGGUGUGUCCGAAACCCCCUGAAACACCCAUCAAGGAACUCAAGCAUGCUGGUAGCACGAUGAACUCUGAGAAGGCUCCCCCGGUUGUGGAUGUACGUGCUUCUGGGAGCGGUGCAAUUGUGCUGCCAGCUGCGGUCCAGUUGGAUCUGCAUAGGAGUCAGCCGUCGGAGACGGAACUGAAGGGUAAACAACCCAAACUUUACGAUGCUCACAAGGGUGCAGAUGUCGAUAAGCACUCAGUUCGGGACUCUGAUACUGAGCAGACAGCUAGUAUAUGCCCAAGCAGCAUGCCCUCCAAGCCUGAGACCAGUGUGAGGUGGGAGAUGGCUACGAAUAAGAAGACAAAUUUGAGCGACUCCAUGCCUGUUCCGCAGACAGCUAGUACAGGUCAUAGCAGCAUACCACCCAAGCCUGAGACCAGUGUGAGGUGUGAGAUGGCUACGAAUAAGAAGACAAGUUUGAGUGACUUCAUGCCCGUUCUGCACGCAGCCAGCAUAGGUCAGAGCAGCAUACCACCCAAGUCUGAGACCAGUGUGAGGUGUGAGAUGGCUACGAAUAAGAAGACAAGUUUGAGUGACUUCAUGCCCGUUCUGCACGCAGCCAGCAUAGGUCAAAGCAGCAUACCAGCCAAGGCCAAAGCCAAGCGCAGUGUGAGGCGUGAGAAGGCACCACAGCAGAAGACCUCAUUGAAUGACUGCAUGCAUGUUGCGCAAAAAGUUGUUUUGGGCCAAAAUAGCUUGCCAUCUAAGCUCAAGGCCAGUGUGAAGUGUACACAGACAACGAAUGCGAAGACCGCUAGGGGCGCCUUCAAGCCCGUACGGUCCGCACACAACCAUGCGGCGCAGCGUGACAGUGACCAGCGGCAGUUCAGCUUCGGCGGAAGCGCUUGGGGUCAACAGUGUCGCUCUAACGGUCCCCCACCAAGUCUGGCUCAGACCAUGCGAGAGAACAUCAAGCUCCCCACACUCAACACACAACAGAUGGCAGCUGUCCAAACGCCGUUCGAUAAGGCUACACUCAUAGUGGCAGGAGCCGGGACAGGAAAGACACGGGUGAUUACCACUCGCAUCCUGGCCAUGAUCAAGUCAGGAAUAGCCCCAUCAUCCAUUCUGGCUGUGUCAUUCACCAACAAGGCAGUGUACGAGAUGCGUGAGAGGCUGGCGGCUGCAAUACCUGCGCCGUAUGCAGGCGCUGUCAACAUCUGCACACUGCACGGGUUGUGCUAUAGCAUGGUCAUGUGCCACUACAGUGCCCUGCACUACCAGAAGAAGCCCGGCCUACUCCUGGAUUAUCAGAAGCGGAAGCUUGUCACGAGUGUGCUGAUUCAGAUCGAGGACAGCCACCAGAAGAAGGCGCUGACAUCGCUGUUGAAACUACAGACGCAUAAGGACCACUCCUGGGCUCAGCUGUUGGAAUUGGCCGAGACCUUCCUCGACAAAAAGCUCAAUGCGCUCGUGCAGGAGUUUUGUAACCUCAAGCCGUCUAAGAACGUAGAGGACAUCAGCAUUGAGGCCAACUACCUACUCCAUCACUAUGUCCUGGAGUGCUGCAAGAAUAAGCUAAUGCCUUUCAGAGACAGAAAGAAAUUUGCGGUGCCAAGCGCAGAAACCGUGAAGAAGGCUACCAAACUGUGGAAUUUUGCAAAGCAGAACGACUAUACGGCAGCGGACUACCUCGACGACAAUAGGCUCAUGCUGGCCCGUACCACUGCCGAGUGUCUUGAGAACAAUCUCGUGGACUUCUUCGAUCUGCUGUUGUGUGCUCGGAAACUGCUGACGGAUGAAGUCGAUGUCAAACGGAAAUAUCUGGACAAUUUUACCCACAUCCUUGUGGAUGAGUUCCAAGAUCUCAACUCAAUCCAAUACGACAUAUUGAAGAUGUUGUCCACGAAUGUGACCGCUGUCGGAGACGAUGACCAGUCUAUCUUUGGCUUCACCGGCGCGGAUUCGGACCUGAUUUUCGAAGACUUCCGUCUAACGAGUGGCCUCGCGGCGCUCAGCGACAACUACCGUUGUUCAGGCAACAUUCUAAGGUUUGCCACACAGUGUCCGAAGGGUAUCAACGGCCGAGUUGAGAAGACUCUACGCACAACUAAGGCGGAUGGAGCGCCCGUGCGUGUAGUCAACGUGCCUUCGUCCAUCUCCCAGGCCGAAUACAUCGCCAACGAAGUGGAGGAGUAUCACAAGACACACCCACACGUGUCACUGAGCGAGAUUGCUGUACUGACGCGCAUAUGGAAGGGUCGACUGAAUCCCCACGUGCGACUUGUAGAAGCGGUGGGUGUGGCUGAUGUCAAACUGAUGGCGCUUCAUCUACGCUUUGUUCUGGAUAGUUCCGAUGACUUUGCCUGUUUGGAAGCCCUAGCCGCUUGUCAUGGCAUAGGGGAGAGGGCCAUUGAGAAGGUCAAGAACAUCCACCAGGCGCUCAAGGCCUCGUGUGUAUUCGACACCCUCAAUCAUAUAAUGCUCACCGGCCGAGUAGAGCGCAAAACUCUAAACAUCAUUGAACAGUUCCUGGCGACCUACGAAAUGUGGUGCACAAGUAGCAUUCAUCUGGACUUGUGCUCCCUUCUAAAGCUUGUCUACGACACCUCUAAUUUGAAGCAGUUGAAGAAACGGAAACAUGAGCGCAAACAAGCUGAAAGAGACCUCGACAACACACCCAACACCUCCACGCACAAGACAAAGCAGACACCCCGCCUGGAAUCUAGCUAUGACAGCACCUCUGAUGAAGAUUCGGACGAGGACGUGGAAGGUGCGGCUACCGACACUUACAGCAACCCACAAUUUAUCCGGAACCUGACGGAGGAGGCACGAUACUUCCUGACGAAAAGAGGAGCGAUACUGAAUAAAGAGGGCCGUCCUGUGCCCGUGCCAGCCGACCCCUCCUGGACAAAAGACCCACCUGAUAGUCUACGGGAGAUGUGUAGGAGAGUGAUAGUGCAGGAGGUUAAUGCGCGCCCGGAGUUUGCCAAGCAGUGUAUUGCGACACUCGACCAAGUGAUUUUGGGUGAGAUCUACGAACGGCACCACGUGGGACCGGUGAUCUUGAGCGAGUUUCUGAGCUCUGUUGGACUAGGGGAUACUGGGGAAGCCAAAGGGCAAGAGGAGGAAGCAGACAAGGGAAUGGUCACCAUUUCAACGAUUCAUAAGGCCAAGGGAUUGGAGUGGAAUGUGGUGUUCGUAGUGUUCUGGAAUGAUGGUAUUCUGCCCAUGGCGUAUGAGGAUCGCGAUAGGAAUCUCAGGCCACCAACUGUACCGCAACAAUCUCCUCUGAACACCCCAAAGUCCACUUCUAAGUCUGACCAAAAGUCUGGCCCUAAAUCUAAGCAUAAAAUCAAUACGCCAGCCGAGAAUGGGGCACCUGGACAUACAAGUGGGACAUCUGGUAGCACAGAGGAACGACACCACAGGCUACGCGCGAGUAUCAAAAAGGUGCGCGAUCAGGAGGCGAUUGAGGCCAAGCAUCUGGACGAGGAGAUGAAGAUGGCCCAUGUGGCCUGCACUAGGCCUCGCGACCAUCUGCACGUGAUUUCAGUCGGAGUUUUAAACGAUGGUGCCCUACCUAUGUUGGCCUGUCCUUUUGUGGACUAUGAUAAAAUGCCGCCAGGAUCCAUUGAUAGAAUCACGUAUGAAAGCAAAAACGACUUUAGGCGGCCUCGUGAACAUCGCUGGUACGAAGAGGACCCUGGUCGCUUUGAAGAAAUAGGAUCAUACCGACACAGUCGGUUUCGCAGUGCACACUCUAGCGCUAGUCAUCUCAAUCUCCGCAGACAAGGAGCGCAAGCAAACCGCUCACGCGACUUAGAUCAGCGAUUCCCAGAUUUCCAAACCGCGGCGAGAAUGUAUGGCUGGUGAGAUCCGUAACGUUUGAUUGGCACUAACGUGCUGCACGCGUUAUAAUUCUACCUGAGCGUUCACUCGCUCAAUACAAUGUUUGUGCCUCUGGCUCCCGAGAAGUGAUUAAAUAGUUUUUGUCGCAGUUGUUAGGCUACCUUUAUUUUUGAGCACCGUAUUAAUAAAACUGACUACAAUCGCAAUUACACGUAUAUAAUAGGUUGAAAUCUCGUAGUGGACAA